AUGGACAGUGAUGUCACCAAUUAUUCGGUGGUGGGUAGGAUCGGAGAGGGCGCGCACGGAUUGGUUUUCAAAGCUAAACAUCUGCCCACAGGACGGGAGGUGGCGCUCAAGAAAAUACUCAUCAAAAACUUGGAAGACGGCAUUCCAGUGAAUGUGAUGAGAGAAAUAAAAGCACUGCAACUUCUUCGAUGUAAAUAUAUCAUAAAGCUGCAUGACAUGUUCCCCCGUGGUAUGAGCCUGGUCUUGGUCUUGGAAUACAUGUGUUCAGGACUGUGGGAGAUGCUGCAUCACAAUCAACAAGAACUGACGCUUCCAAGGGUGAAGGCAUACGCCCAAAUGCUGCUGAAAGGAACGCGGUAUAUGCACGCACACUAUGUCAUGCAUAGGGAUUUGAAACCGGCUAAUCUUUUGAUAAAUCAUGAGGGUAUAUUAAAAAUUGCCGAUUUGGGUUUGGCGCGGUUAUACUGGCCUGACGGUGGCAGACCCUAUUCCCAUCAAGUGGCAACAAGGUGGUACCGGGCGCCAGAACUACUAUACGGAGCACGAUACUAUACGGAAAAGGUGGACCUUUGGGCGGUCGGUUGUAUCAUCGCCGAAAUGAUAACGAAGCAACCAUUAUUCUCAGGUGAAUCCGACAUAGAGCAGCUGGCAAUCGUACUACAACACCUCGGUACUCCGACGCAGGAGUCAUGGCCAGGCCACGAGCACCUGCCUGACUUCCACAAGAUCACGUUCCCGGAGUCCGCGCCAACGCCGUGGCAUGAACUGCUGCCGGCUGUCGAGCCUGACGCCAUAAAUUUGGUCAUGUCGUUCAUAUCUUACAAUGAGAGCAAGAGAAUAUCAGCUAAACAGGCCUUGAAACAUCCAUGGUUUAUCAACAGACCUCUGCCGGCCGGUUUAGAGGAUAUGCCGAAGCCAGUAGCUACGAAAUCUAAGUGA
This is a messenger RNA of Chilo suppressalis (striped riceborer), 939 nucleotides long. The record is from the annotation of a GenBank genome assembly. Lineage: Eukaryota; Metazoa; Arthropoda; Insecta; Lepidoptera; Crambidae.